Molecule: messenger RNA, 4437 nt
Organism: Arthroderma uncinatum
Lineage: Eukaryota; Fungi; Ascomycota; Eurotiomycetes; Onygenales; Arthrodermataceae
Product: kelch-domain-containing protein
Exons: 5
Coding region: 1-4437 (1478 amino acids)
Biological process (GO): regulation of cell shape
Molecular function (GO): protein binding
Source: RefSeq, a predicted model, not a curated record
AUGUCCUUCCUUUUCAAAUCCAAAAAGAGCCAGCAGCAAAACCAAAACCAAAGCCAAAACCAACCUCAUAAUCAGAAUCAGAAUCAGAAUCACAUCCAGCCUCCGCCACAAUCCCAGCCUCCGCCUCCGCCUCCUGCAGCGGCAACCAGGAAUAUCCAUACAUCUGAAAGCGCUGCUUCCAUUCCGCCAUCGAACGCAGUUAAUACACUUAAUGGCAUUAGAGAGAAGGAACGGGAUGGCGAGCCAACACAACCCUUUGGGGGACCUAAUGGCAGCACCAACGCUGCACCUAAUCAAGUAAAUCCUUCGCCGACGAGCCCGAUUCAAUCGAAUAAUGCACGCAGAGAUCGAGCGGACUCGGAGCCACAGGCACCACGAAGCCAGCCUGUUAACGGCACGCAACCGCCUUCGGGCCCUAAUCACACCCUCUACCCUUGGUCGCAACGCCGCAUGAACUUCCCUUCACCACAACUCACACCCUUCCCACGAUAUGGUGCUGCUAUCAAUGCCAUUGCAUCCACAGAGGGCGAUAUAUAUUUGAUGGGCGGCCUGGUCGAUGGCUCUACCGUGAAAGGUGAUUUAUGGAUGAUUGAAAACAACGGCAACAAUUCGACAUGUUUCCCAAUAUCCCCAGUCACCGAAGGGCCAGGUCCAAGAGUUGGCCAUGCCAGUUUGCUUGUUGGGAACGCUUUAAUUGUUUAUGGAGGUGAUACGAAGAUUCAUGAUAAUGAUACCCUUGAUGACACGUUGUACUUCCUCAACACCUCUUCCCGACAAUGGUCCUGCGCCGCCUCCCCAGGGCCUCGACCCCCUGGAAGAUACGGACAUUCGUUGAACCUGCUUGGAUCAAAGAUUUAUGUCUUUGGUGGUCAAGUGGAAGGGUUUUUCUUUAAUGAUUUGCUCGCGUUCGAUCUCAAUGCGAUGAACAACCCAGGGAAUAAAUGGGAAUUCCUUCUUAGAAAUAGCCACGAUGAUGGACCCCCUGUUGGACAAGUGCCUCCAGCCCGAACUAACCACACAAUGGUUACGUUUAAUGACAAACUUUACCUCUUCGGAGGUACGAACGGAGUCCAGUGGUUCCACGACGUUUGGUCCUAUGAUCCGAGAACCAACAGUUGGACGCAGAUUGAUUACGUCGGUUUUACUCCGACCCCAAGAGAGGGCCACGCGGCUACUUUGGUUGGCGACGUCAUGUAUGUCUUUGGCGGCCGAACAGAAGAAGGCGUUGACCUUGGGGACUUGAUUGCAUUUCGCAUUUCAAUCCGACGAUGGUACUCCUUCCACAACAUGGGCCCUGCACCAUCACCACGCUCAGGGCACAGCAUGACGACUCUUGGUAAAAACAUUAUAGUUCUCGCUGGAGAGCCGAGCUCAGCCCCCCGAGACCCAAUGGAACUUGGACUUGUUUACGUUUUGGACACUAAUAAAAUUCGAUACCCUAAUGACCAACCUACGUCUCCAACUGGGGAACGACCUCCUCGAAGAAUUGGACCAAAUGAGAGACCGGGCGGCCAAUCCGGGCGUACCUCUCGUGAGGCCCAGCAUGUCAUUCCUGACCCACAGCGCCGCGGACCACCUGGCCCUGCUCGAGACCCUGUCGGAAGCCCAUCGCCUGGUCCAGGUGGCUCCAGGCCAACCGAUAAAGAACGACAAAAUCACACCGGCAGAGAUGCAUCAGCUCAUGGCAGCAAUAGAGCACCUCGUGAAUCCAGCCCAAUGACCGCUGCUCGCCAACAACACUCGUCCUCACGACUUUCGGCACGCGCCAUGGAAGCGGGCGAAGCUGCUCCAAUGGUAACGCCCGCACGACAACGGUCACUCAGACAGCAAAGGCAGCAAAACUCAGUCGACAGCGUGGAUGACUCGAUACUUGGUUCUGAAUCACGAAGCUAUAGAAAUUCCAGGAACCUUGCAGAUGAGCCACGUUCGCCGCGUCUUACGGCCCACCAGGAAGCCUUGAUAAAAGAACUGGAGACCGUAAAAACGAAAAAUGCAUGGUAUGUGUCUGAACUUGCGUUGGCUCGUAAGGCAGGCUACACCCCAACGUCCAACACCGGUAGCUUUGACGAGCGGUCAGUGGACUCUUUCAAUGAAGGUGAUCGUCCUCUAGUUGAAAUGUUGCUUGCCAUGAAGGCGGAGCUCGCUAAGAUGCAAGCCAACGUUGAUCGUCAAGCGGGCAUUGCAUCAAAGCGAGUUGCGGAAGUUGAGCACCAGCGAGAUAUUGCUUUGAACGAAGCUGCGUAUGCUCGUGCGAGAUUCGCUGCACAUGGCGGCGGCGGUAGCCAAGGUGGGACUCCAAUGUCAGAGAUUAGCGGCCGUGAACUUGAUGACAAUAACUCUCAACGUGCCACUGAAAUCAGUCGUCGUCUAGCCCUCUCCCUUACUGUCCAGAAUGAAUUGAAGGCAAAGGCCGAAUCCUUAACGCUGGAGCUUCAAGAAGAGAGACGAGCGAAGGAACUGGCUGAAGAACUCCAUGAGAUGACGAAUAAGAGGCUGACCGAGUUGGAACUCCAAAGCAACCCCCUCGAACUGGAGAGUAUGCGGGUAGAACUACACCAGCUACAAUCCUCGCACCGAGAGGAGACUGCUGCACGUUCUGAGGCUGAGGCGUCUCUUAAGAUGCUUCAAGUUGAUUAUGCAGAGUUGGCUGAUAAGCAUGAAGAUGCUACUAGUCGUAUAGAAAACCAUGGAUUGAAUGUCUCUUCUCUCCGAGACGCUGUGCAAGCCUCCGUUGCCAAAGCUGAUCUUAUGGAACGAAAACUCGAAGAGGAGCGCCAGCAUCGUGAAACUUUUGAGAGGAAAUUGCUACAGCUGAGAGCAGAGCACGAGGAACGAACUGCAGAGCUAGAUAAUACCGCAAGACGUCUCAAGGAAAUGGAGGAGCUAGCCGAUUCUCACGCUAGGGAGGCUGAAAGCCAUAAGAUUGCGCUCUUGUCUGGAUUCGAUCGUGUGACUUCACGCGAUGCCGAGAGAAGUAACUCCCUGACAGACCAGCGAGUCAAUGUUCUUCAAUCCCAAGUUGAACGGGCCAACGAGCUGGUCAAGACAAGUCAACAAGCCGCCGAUUCCGCAGCCGAAAAGCUACGUCGUGCCGAGGAGCGGAUUGCUGGACUAGAAGCCUACCAGGAACAGAGCAGCAGGGAAGGACUACAACUUCGAAGACAGUUGCAGGCAGCCCUAAAGGAAAGCCAAACGCUCAACUCCGAGAAUAGAGAGAUGAAGGCUCAACUUGAGAACCAACAACGUGAUACCAACGCGCUGGCUAUCCAGCAUGGAGCCCUUAAGGAUCUUCUCGGCGAGCGUGGUGUGAACAUGUCUGAUAGCCGACGCUCCCCUCUUUUGGAUUCACCAGGGUCACGAUAUGGCACUCCCGAACAAAACCGACUACGCGAGCUUGAACAGCAACUACAGUCGAGUUUGAAGGCGCACGAGGAGACCAAGUCUAGUUUUGAAUUCCGAGAACAAGAAGUUGGCCGCGCCUAUAAUGAGAAGCUAGAGCAGCUCGAGAACGAUUACCAGUCUGCAGUCCAUUACGUCAAGGGAACAGAGAAGAUGCUGAAACGCAUGAAAGACGAGCUGUCCAAAUAUAAAUCUCAAACGGCUAAACUACAGGCUGAGCUAGAUGAGGUGUCCAGCAACGCCAACGACAUGUCGCGAGAGGCACCGGCAGAGUGGACGGCGGAACGCGACACAUUACACCAGUCCAUCUCAGAACUACAGUCAUCUACUGCCGCAUCUAUUUCGUCAUUGGAGAACAAACUCCUGACCGUCCAAGGCGAACUCUCUUCUGUCCAAAAGAGAUACGACGAAUCACGCUCUGACCAUGAAGCGCUACAGGCAGAACUCUCAAGCACCACGGAGAGGAGCUACCGUGACCUCGAACAGCUCAAGAAGGAAAACGCCCUCCUUGAGGCCCGAGCCAUGGACGCAGAGAAGAAGGUCUCCAUGCUUCUCGACCAGGUUGAAUCCUCCGUCACCAACUACCGUCGACAAUCCCAACAAGUCCCCGGCGGAAUGCAUUCCAACGGCAUCGACCUCAGCCGUACACAUAGCAAUGCAUCCAGUGCGGCAGCUAAUUCCACCGCCAACCACGCCAACCGGCCGCGAGGAGAUAGCAACGUCUCGCAGGACGAUACGCUGUUGAAUCAUCGCGGCUCCAUGGCCUUGGAUUCCCUUGCAAACGAACUCGAUGCUCUACGUAGCCACUGGGAGACUACGAACCGCAGCUAUAGAUCAAGCACGCAGUUCGACUUUGACCAGACGCCUACCAAGGAGACAUAUGGUGAAGGACUGAGUGAUAGUCUCGCGAACUGGCGCCGUCGUCUAGAUGAGGAAGAAGCUCGUGCCGAUGAUCCAGUUUCAGGUCAACAAACGUCGACCAUGCCUUCGUCUAGCACUGCUCAGCCUGUCGCGGCGGCGGCUGGAAAUAUGAUAUAA